ACGAGUUAUUCACCGAUAACCGACACACAACGCCACCUGGCGAGCUUAUUGACAAACAAAAUAAUAGCGGCUUCAACACAUGUAAAGUCUGAUGGAAAAGUGAAAAUAGAGGCACAACGGUAAACCAUGGCAGCUGGACCAAUAGCGGAGCGUAAUCAGGAUGCAACUGUUUACGUGGGCAGUUUGGAUGACAAAGUGACUGAAGCAAUAUUAUGGGAGUUAUUUUUACAGGCUGGGCCGGUUGUGAAUGUCCACAUGCCAAAAGAUAGAGUGACACAGUCGCACCAGGGGUAUGGAUUUGUGGAGUUCAUGGGAGAAGAAGAUGCAGAUUACGCAAUCAAAAUAAUGAACAUGAUUAAACUGUAUGGAAAACCUAUCAGAGUCAACAAGGCCUCAGCUCACCAGAAGAACUUGGACGUAGGUGCUAACAUCUUCAUUGGGAACCUGGACCCUGAAGUAGAUGAAAAGUUGCUGUAUGAUACAUUCAGUGCAUUCGGAGUUAUUCUGCAGACACCAAAGAUUAUGAGAGACCCAGACACAGGUAACUCCAAGGGUUAUGCCUUCAUCAACUUUGCCAGUUUUGAGGCAGCAGAUGCAGCCCUAGAGGCCAUGAAUGGACAAUUUUUAUGUAACAGAGCGAUCUCCAUCUCGUUUGCCUUCAAGAAAGACUCCAAAGGAGAGAGACAUGGCUCAGCAGCAGAAAGAUUUAUGGCCAAACAGAAUCCUUUGUCCCUCACUGAUCGGCCUCAUCAGCUGUUUGCAGAUGCCCCUCCCCCUCCUCAGCAGCCUCCCACACCAAUGGCUCCCUCAUCUCUGGCCCCUCCCCCUCCUCCCCCGUCAAUGGGUGGAAUGUCAUCAAUGCCAGGGAUGCCCCCUGGAAACAUGCCGCCUCCAAUGAUGUCCAUGCAGCAGCCCAUGCCUCCCCCUCCCAUGCCCCCACCCAUGGGCAACCCCCAGUACCCUCCUCAACACGGUCAGAUGCCGUACCCCCCUCCCCCCAGAUCUGGACACCCGGGAAUGCCUCCCUCGGCAAGCGGUCACUCUCAGGCUCCCCCUCCCCCUCCCUCAUCACAAUCAGGAUCACAGAUGCCCCCUCCUCCAGGUGUUCCAGGGAUGGGCAUGCCCCCUCCCCCUCCUGGUAUGAGACCACCCCCUGGUUGGCGACCUCCUCCAGGAAUGAGGGGCCCUCCGCCGCCUAUGUAUGGUCGACCCCCACCUCCAGGGAUGAGACCCCCGCCUCCCGGUAUGAGGGGACCACCCCCUCCCCCAGGCAUGAAUCGCCAGGCCCCACCCCCACCCAGACAGCCCCCACCCCCUGCUCCUCCUGCCUCAAGAAGUUACUGAGUGACCCUCUUAAAGGAACCAUUGUGGAAACAGCAUCCAAGGAUCAAGAGAACAUUUUGGGGGGUGGAGAAACUUUCAGGGGUGUGUUGGAAGUUAUAAUGUGCAAGUACAUUAACAUCAUGAUCAUUUCAUCGGUC
This is a messenger RNA of Magallana angulata, 1481 nucleotides long. RefSeq names its product splicing factor 3B subunit 4-like. The record is from RefSeq and is a predicted model, not a curated record. The transcript has 10 exons. Gene Ontology annotation, cellular component: U12-type spliceosomal complex; nucleolus. Gene Ontology annotation, molecular function: RNA binding. Gene Ontology annotation, biological process: positive regulation of mRNA splicing, via spliceosome. NCBI's taxonomy places the organism in Eukaryota, Metazoa, Mollusca, Bivalvia, Ostreida, Ostreidae. The coding region runs from base 127 to 1344 and encodes 405 amino acids.